This is a messenger RNA of Mesorhabditis belari, 4164 nucleotides long. The record is from the annotation of a GenBank genome assembly. NCBI's taxonomy places the organism in Eukaryota, Metazoa, Nematoda, Chromadorea, Rhabditida, Rhabditidae.
AUGUCGGAACAACACACAGGGAUUUCGCAAACUUCCGGUCGACCACCCUUGCCACCGGACAAGGACAAGUUAAAACGCAACGACAAGAAGAAAUACAUCGUGAAGCGCGUUGAAGGCCAAACGCCCGUCGAGCCUCCGCCGAAUAACACAGUUGGUACAUGGCUAUCGAGUGAAGAAAGAAGUCGGCUACAAGCCGUGCAAAACGAUUGGAGGCAAAGCCGACCUACCAACAAGCCAUGGCUAAGACAACGGCAACGAGAGGAUAUUCCGGUGGCUCAUGAAAGAAAAGACGGUGAAGAAAACAAUCUAAGCAGACCUCAACCUUCGUACAGUGAACACGACGGCCACAACUUCACGAUAUUUGAUAGAAAUAGGAUUGUACCAAAAGAACCUCUCCCAACAUCUGAUGCCUCCGAAGGAUUGAUAAAUGCGGCUGUUCCAAUUCCCAACAAAAGCCUACUUGAACCAAAAGAGGAAGUUAAAGUAAAAGAAGAGGAAAAGGGGCCAGAAGAGGAUGAAGAAAAAGAAGAGCCACCAAGUGAUGAGUUUGAAGAGAAACCAAUAGACAAAAGUCCAGAUGGCCGUUUUCUCAAAUUCGAUGAAGAGCUGGGACGUGGUUCGUUCAAAACUGUCUUUCGCGGCCUGGAUACCGAAACGGGUGUGGCUGUUGCUUGGUGCGAACUGCAAGAUAGCAAGCUCAACAAGAUGGAAAGACAACGAUUUCGAGAUGAAGCUGAAAUGCUCAAAGGUCUACAACAUCCAAAUAUUGUACGAUUUUAUGAUUACUGGGAACGAACAGAUCCAACCGGCAAAAGAAAGUAUAUCGUUUUGGUGACCGAGUUGAUGACUUCUGGAACUUUGAAGAUGUAUUUAAAACGUUUCAAGAGAAUAAAUAUAAAGGUGCUGAAAUCGUGGUGUAGGCAAAUUUUAAAAGGCCUCUCAUUUCUACAUUCGCGCAACCCCCCUGUGAUUCACCGGGAUCUAAAGUGCGAUAAUAUUUUCAUUACGGGCACGACGGGAAGUGUAAAAAUUGGUGAUCUCGGAUUGGCAACCCUGAAGAAUAAAAGUUUUGCGAAAAGUGUCAUAGGCACCCCCGAAUUUAUGGCUCCCGAAAUGUAUGAGGAGCAAUAUGAUGAGUCUGUGGAUAUUUAUGCCUUUGGGAUGUGUUUAUUGGAAAUGGUCACUGGUGAAUAUCCCUACUCAGAGUGCCAAUUUCCAGCUCAAAUUUAUCGAAAAGUUAUUACGGGUACAAAACCAGAGUGCUUUAAUCGAAUACCGCAAACUUACCCUGAAAUCAAAGACAUCAUCGACCGAUGUAUUCGUUUGAGAAGAGAUGAGCGAUGUUCGGUUAAACAACUGUUAAAUGACGAUUUCUUCUUGCCUGAUGAACUUUUGGGAGUACGGGUUGAAAUAAAAAAUCGGGAUCUCGAUAUCUCCGAGAAUAAUCAAGAGAUACAAAUGCAACUACGGGUUUACGAUGAGAAAAAGCGAAAACAAUACAAGUUCAAAGAAAACGAGGGUCUUCAAUUUGCUUUUGAUAUUGAGAAUGAUACCGCGGAAGAGGUGGUUCAACAAAUGAUUGAGCAACAACACAUCCCUGAUGAAGAUUCAAGAAUGAUCACGAAGUUGAUCAAAGACAAAGUUGAACAGUUCAAACGAGACCGGGAAAUCCGCCAAGCCGAACUGAGGAGACUGGAGGAAGAGAAAAGGCAAAAAGAAGAGGAAGACGAAGUCAAAGAGGAGUUGCGUCAACGUGCUGCAGCCAAGGAAGCGGCUACGAGUCAAGGCCAAGGAACGAGCCAACCUUUGCCCGAGCCUCCUACGAAUCUCGUGACUGACGCUGAACCUAUUCACGCCGAGUCACCUCCUCAAGAAAUAAACCCUCAUGCUUUGAGCCCUGAUGGUGAACCUCGAAAGCGAACGAUCAAAAAGCGGCACAUCACUGUGGAAAUAUUGAAGCUUGAGUCAAGUGAAUCGGGGAAUACAACAUCAAAUCUUGUCUCUCUUCUUUUAAACACACCCUUGAAACAAGUAACUUUCCAAUUUGCGCCUGGCCAAGAUAAAUCGAACAUCAUCGCUGAUAAAUUGCUUGAUCAAGAAUGCAUGACCGAGGAGCAGGUGCCCGUGAUUAUCGAACAACUUGAGAAAGUGAUUAAGCUGGUCAUGAGCGAUCCAACGCAUUGUGUUGGCGCAAAAAUCGUGACAACGGUCGACGUCGUCAUUAAUCAACCGCUAUCACAACAGCCAACGGAGCCUCACCCGGAGGAUAUUGCAGCUACUCAAACGCUACCCCAACCUCCACAAAAUCUACAAUCAACCUCACAUCCAGAACUGUCCACUCAAUUGAAAGUUGAGAAGGCAGUGGAUAAGGAAGCGAAUACGACAAACUCGGAGCCAAGUACUUUGCAGCAACAAGCCUUGAAUGCACCUCAAGAACAGCCCAAGUCAGCCGAAGAACUGGACACCGGACACCAACCAGCUAUAGCUCCAUCCCCAACCGUCCCCAAUCCACAACCUUCAAAGAAAAAUCGAUUUGAGGUUACAAAAGCUACAGUGAAUCAUGAAAAUGAUGAUCGGCACAAAGAAACAUCUCUUGAACCACCACAAAGGGCAACGACGACGACACCAACGGCGGUGACAAGCCUAGUCCCACCGCCAGCUCUAUCUUUGUCAUCAACGGCUUCUUCACCGUCAAACACGGCCCACUCAAAUAAUUCAUCGGUGACGAGUAACGCAAGCACGCAUGGACGCUUUUCGGUGCGGACUGUUGCGCCAACUGACUCUGGUGUCAGCUCAGCAACGACCUCUGUGCAUGCGGCCGAAUUGAAUGAUCACAGCCAUCUUGCCUCCGCACUUCCAAGUUCUUCAACAUCAACUACAUCAACGACUAUAUGCGCAUCGGCCGCAACACCCACAAGCAGUGGUGUCUCAAAUGUGUUAGCUGAAAAUGGUCCUCCGAGUGUGCAGAGUGCCACAAACAUACAUCUGCAAAGCGCUGCUAAUUCAUUGGCACUACUUGAGAGUGAAUUGAGAAAAGUCAGUGGUGUUCCUCCGGCAUCUACAAAUACUGCGCCUGCGGAAGUUUCAGUGCCAACAGAAACUUCGGCUCCCCCAACAAAUCCCCAACCGCUAAAUCCUCCAUUACCAAGCGUCUUGCCUUCUCACUUACAGCCAUCGAUCCCUCACACUCCAUCAAAUGAAGGGCUCGUGUCGUCAAAUCACUUGCUAAAUGACUUGUCAUCGCGGCUUCUUGAACUUCAGAAUCAAAAAGAAGAGGAAGAGCAUAUGGAUGGCGGUGGAAUGAUGCCCUCAAGACUGGAUACGCUCAAUGGUUUAGCGAACGCAUUGCAAAAGGUGAUUCAUGCCGAUGCUGUUAAAGAAAUGGAUCGUGAUUUCUCCUUACAGCUUCCACCCGAUGGGCGGCAUUCACCCACUGAAGGAGAAUUGACAGAUAACAUCGCUUCUGCAAUAACAUCGUCCUCACAAGCGUCGCUGCCAACAUAUGAGACCUCGACGACAUCAUUUCACGAAGAAGAGGACAGUCGAAAGAAUACCGUCGCGAAGCAAUCAUCGACGUUGGCGAAUUUGGAGUCGGCGCUAGCGAACACGUUGGGAACGGGUGGACGAACGAGCACAAUCGAUGGGAUUUCAACGCCAUCACCGGGAGGAUACCCAUCAACGUCAACAAAUGCAGUCUUUCAUCUCGGAUCACCGCCAUCACAUUCGCCAAUGUAUACGACCGAAUCCGAAUUGGAAAAUUUGGAACUGGCUAACUAUGACGCAUUUGAUGGUGAUUUUGAGAAUGAGGUGAUUGUGAAGCAAAUCCGGGCAAGACAUCAACGGGAAAGAGAUGAGCUCUUAGACAAACAGAAGAAAGAAAUUCAACAGGUUUUAUCCCACUUCCUUCAUACGAAACAGCUCACGACAAGUACGAGUGCGUCGAGAAAUGCGGCGACUCCAACGGGUGUUUCGUUGAUGGCCGCUCCUUGUUCACUUCCUUCAUCACCACCACCGACUACAUCCCAUUUUUCAAAUUCGGAUCAUCAUUAUCAACAUCCUCAACACGGGGGAAUCACGAGUCUCUCGGACGCUUUGGAUGCUGUGAUCUCUCGCGGUCCCCAUGCUCGACAAACAUCUGCUCCACCGAAGCCUUAUCGAAAUGAA